AUUGGCACAGCCAGUUAAGCUCGACAUAUCUCUCUUCCACUCUAUUAUUUCGUUUUCCAAGUAGAGAAGAGAUCUCGCGGCCCGGUCUGGACACUUUUUCCGCUUCUACGAUUCUAUGGAGAGAAGGAUAAGAAUAAAAAUAUUUUUGUGUAAUAGCGUGUUGUGUCGCAUUGAGACUGAUUUGGCGCGUGAGUGACGCGCGUAAAAAUAUCUCUGAAUCGUUCGCGAUCGUCAAAGAUGAUGCGAGGUGAUCGGAGAUCGUGCAUGUUUCUGGUUUGUUGAUUUUAUGCUACCGCAAAAAGUAUCAUGGCGUCCAAGGGCCAUGUGGAUAACACGGUGAACGAACGUCGCCUGCGACCAAUUUACGACUGGCUGGACAAUGGAAAUAACAAGAAGGCUCUCCAGGAGGCGGACAAGGUGCUCAAGAAGCAUCCGACUAACCAAUGCGCCAGGGUGCUCAAGGCCUUGGCCCUGUUGCGAAUGGGCAAAGAAAAUGAGUGCCAGGUCAUUAUGGACGAAGUGCGCUCUGAGGUGCCCUGUGAGGAUUCCACUCUGCAAGCGAUGAGUAUCUGCUAUAGAGAGAUACAUCAACCGGACAAAGUUAGUGAGCUUUAUGAAGCUGCUGCAAAGGCUGAUCCUAACAACGAAGAACUUCUAACGCAUCUUUUCAUGUCAUACGUUCGCCUUGGCGAUUAUAAAAAACAACAGCAAGCUGCUCUUAACUUGUACAAAUUAACUCAUAAAAAUCCAUAUUAUUUCUGGGCUGUUAUGAGUAUAGUGAUGCAAGCUAUUCAUGCUGAUCAGAAAUUAGCAAAAGGAGUUAUCUUGCCUUUGGCAGAAAGAAUGGUCCUAAAAUUAGUAAGGGAAGGAAAAAUAGAAGCAGAACAGGAAGUGCAACUUUAUCUAAUGAUAUUGGAACUGCAAGACAAAAAUGAAGAAAUAUUGAAUGUACUGUCUAGUCCUUUAGCUUCCUAUGUCUCAUAUGUACCUCAACGAAAGGCUACAUGUCUAUUGAAACUAGAAUGUUUUCCUGAAGCUGCUAACGCAUAUCGCGCACUUAUUGAAGAAAAUAUCGACAAUUGGGCAUUUUAUCAAAAUUAUCUUUCUGCGGCCUUAAAGUUUCAACGUCUGACAGAAUGCUUGGAUUUUUUUAACCAUAUUAUCAAUAUGUCUGAAAAGAAAAUUCGUGCGCCAUAUUUGGCCCGCCUAGAAUUAUUAAAGCGAUGCCAGACUGAGGAUCUUCAAUAUAGUAUGACCUCUAUGAAUUUUAUGCAUCAAUAUUUUUCUCAAUUUGGUGAAAAGGGAUGUGUAGUUGGAGAUUUACGAUUAUAUCUAAAUCUACUUACCCCCAAAUCUAAAUUUGAAUUGUUUGAAAAGAUUGAAGAAGAUAUUGGUAUUGCACCAGAUGGAUUUCCAACUACAGUACAACAAAUGCAAAGGCAGAUUCAUUUGGAGCAAUUACGGCGUAUUUGUGGCUUCCACCAUUCUCCUUUAGCAGACAGGGACAAACAGGAACAAUUGAUAAAGCGAUUAUGCGAUUUAUAUGAAAAAGGCAAUGAAUUAUGUCCAAUGCAGGAUAGAUUGCCAACUGAUUUUUGUCCAGCAGAUCCAUAUAUCCUAUUGGCUACACAUUUAUUACAUCAAUUGUGGAUUGAUACUAGUGAUGCAUCUUUUCUUUAUAGGGCAAUGUCAUUAUUGGAACAUGGUCUUCUGUCGAGUCCUGUAAAUUUUCACAUUAAAAUUUUACUUGUGCGUAUUUACUUGGAAGCUGGUCUAGUGGUCGCUGCUGAUUACGCGUUCGCAUUACUUGAUGUAAAACAUCUUCAACUAGAUUCAUUGGGGUAUCUCCACGUGCCACUUCUCGCGCCUCUCGGUAACUUGCCUCUGGCCUCGACAACUCUUGAUCAUACAGCGAAAUUUUUCAUAGCCAACUAUAAGGAUAGUGCGGACCAUUUAACACUUGCAUACAAAUAUGGAAGUUUUAUAAAAAUUCAGGAUUUUGUAGAAUUAAGAGAACGCCUAGAAAAUUCGUUUCAUUUUGCUAUGACAACUGUGGAUAAAAUGCUGCUUGAUUUGUGUUGGUGUGACAGUACUGCUUCUUUAUUUUCUACUUUGAAUAACAUGCAUAUCCAACCUCAUCUUGAUUCAAUUAGAUGGACAUCUUUACGAGAUAAUCGUGAUUUGGAGGUUGUUCGUGGAUGGGAACCACUUAAUCAGAAUGAGGAAGAUCCAAGAAUGCAGGAAGAUACACGUAUUUGUAUGUUAAAACUACUUUCUGCAAGAAAUGCCAUAUUGCGCAUCUUGGCGGCGAGUGUCGGAUCAUCUUCUAUGUAUUUGUCUCAAAUAUCUGCAGAACUUAAAGAGUUAGCAGAAGAAACUAUACCGAAUAUAUUAAAGAAAUUUGGUACAGAUGGAAAAUUGAAUAAACCCUGCAAAAUAUUGGUUCCACUCGAUGCUGUGGAAAGAUUACGCGAAGCUUAUCAUUCUGAACAAUUAAGGACUAUAGCGUGCCUUGCAAAAUCACUGUCUCACUCUCAUUGUCCAGACUUUGAUUGCAUACAGAUGCUACGAACAACUCCUUGUUUGCAAACAUUACCUAUUCCUGAACGAGAUAAACCAGUAUCUUUUAAAAACUUUUUACUUAGAGCUUCAACUUGUAGCGAAUCUUUAGCAAUCAUCAGCGCAAUAUGCUGUGCAUAUGCAGUACAAUCAGAACCAGGCGCACAAUCGCAAAAGAAAAAUAAGAAGAAAUAUAAUAAAAAAAUCGAGUCAAAUAUGAUAAACGAGACCAAUGAGACCAAGACUUGGAGAGAAGUAGCUGUAUUACUAUCAGAAAGAGUUGAGAAUUUAGAUGCGGUUCUAACAGAAUUUGAAAAAUAUGAAUUACACACAGGAUUGGAUGAGAAGGAUGACGUAUGUAUCACUAUUAUAAAACGUGGACAAGCAAGUCUUCAACAAACCUGCGGGUUGGGACCGAGAUCCCUCAAAUCUCGUAGCCAAUCCAUAUUAAGGCUUUUAAGUAAUUUAAAAAGCUGAAACUAUUUGACUGUAUUUGUACAAAGGACAUCUAUAUCCGUCUACUUUUCAUAAUUUUCAAAAAUGACUUGAGAGUUCUGUACAUAAUUCUUAGCCUCAAUUCAAUUAUAAAUAACGAAUGAAUGGCCAAUGGUUUAAUGCUGAUUAAAAUACUUGAGCCUACUUUCAUUUUUAUGAAAAGCAGUUAAUACACUGCCAUUUUGAUCAGUUUAUAACUAAUGAUAUAUUCUUUAAAUAAUUAACAAUUGUAAAAAUCGAAAUAGUAUUUCUGAAAUAGUGAAAUUUUCAGAACUAAAGACACUAAUUUUAUCAAUUUAAAAACGUGGUCUAUCUUAUGUGCCAUUUUUUCAUUAUAAUAGUUAUUUUAUAUAUUUUACAUCGCGAAGUCUUAAUUCGCGUAUAGAUCAACAUCACUUAUUUUAUGAAUUAUUUUCAUUUAGACAUUUUAAAGAAUAACACUCGUAAAUUGCAUUUAAUUAUAUUUUGUGGCGUGUGUAUGUGUGUGUGUAUGUAUAUAAUAUAUAUAUAUAUGCAUAUGUAUGUAUGUAUAUAUGUAUAUAUACACACACAUAUAUAUUUUGUUUCUUUUCCACAAUUAUAUAAAUUUAUUAUUAAGUAAUUGAUUAUUACUUGUUAAACCAUCCGAUAGAAUCGGUUAAAAAAUAAUUGCUUACUGGAAAGAAAGGAAUAAAUUGCUAAUACGAGUGCAGAGAAAUAUAUAAUGUAUUUAUUUUGUGUAAUUAUUUCACUUAAACUAAAAGAAUGGAUAUAUUAUCGAUUGUAUCGUUAACGUCUAUGUUAAUAAACAUACGUAAAUUUUUGGAUGUUUUA
This is a messenger RNA of Solenopsis invicta (red fire ant), 3867 nucleotides long. RefSeq names its product N-alpha-acetyltransferase 25, NatB auxiliary subunit (gene psidin). The record is from RefSeq and is a predicted model, not a curated record. Gene Ontology annotation, cellular component: cytoplasm; NatB complex. Gene Ontology annotation, biological process: N-terminal peptidyl-methionine acetylation. The coding region runs from base 307 to 3036 and encodes 909 amino acids. Gene Ontology annotation, molecular function: protein-N-terminal amino-acid acetyltransferase activity; protein binding. The transcript is spliced from 10 exons. Lineage: Eukaryota; Metazoa; Arthropoda; Insecta; Hymenoptera; Formicidae.